CCCAGCAGUGCAGACACUUCUCAUGUGGAUCAGCUGCGGUUUGUCUUCACUGUCUGCAGAACAGGAUCUCCGUCUGACAACGUUCGUUUCUGGAAUAAAACCAAAGAAAAAGCAUCAGAACCUGCCGGAGCCGAACUCUAGAACCUCCUACAGCCUCCACCAUCUGACUGCUACAGAACAAACUGCUGUGUUGAGUCUCCACCGUCUGCUCAGCCAUGCAGCUCUUCAGCUUCUGGGUCCUAACAGUCCUGACUGCAGUCCUAUCAGGUCAGCAGACACUGGCUAACUUCAUCGAAACCACAUGGAGGGAUCUGAAUGACCCGGCCACUCUGUACUGUUCACAGCCCUGUUCAGGGGUGGAAACCUGGGAGAGGAGUGGACUGAAAGUGGCCGAAUGUGGAGUUAAAGAAGAGUCGGAGUUCAGCUGUGAGAGACACCUGGACCAGAGUAGCCUCACCGUUCCUCAGGUUAAUUACACCACCAGAGGAUUUUAUCACACCAAAUGUAGCGGAGAAGUGAUCUGCUUCCAGAACCUCCAGCCCAAGCCUCACAGCUCUUCUGUUGAAGUACCAGCUGGAGAUCCCCUCACCUUGGAUCUGUUCACGUUCCAUCCAGUGACUCUAACGUUCUCCCGGACUGAUGGAGGAUCUGUAACCCCUGUCCAGAUGUGCACUGUGGAUGGACGUUCCGUGCUCUGUAAUGCGGGGUAUGAAGACAGAGUGUCAGUGUGUGGUAACUCCAUGGUGCUGAGAGACGUGGUGUCUGCUGACUCUGGAGUCUACACGGUGCGAGAGGUCAAGGAUGGAGCGGCCCUCAUACGGACAGUGUCGGUCACUGUUAAAGAUGUUCAGCAGAACUGGAUCUGGAAGGAUGAAUAUCAGAAGGGAAACAGUGAUGGAUUUCAGAAGGGAUUGAAAAUCGGAGCACUGGGAUUUGGGAUUGGAGCGCUGGUUCUUGGUGUGAUUCUGGGGUUCUAUGCUGUGCCGAGGGGGCUUUAUCUGAUGGACAGAUGUGUCCAGAGGCUCAGAAGACGAGACUCCUCACGCAUGAAUCAAACUGAGAAUGUGGAAAAGAGUGUUCCCCUGACAUGA
This is a messenger RNA of Colossoma macropomum (tambaqui), 1091 nucleotides long. RefSeq lists its product as uncharacterized. Lineage: Eukaryota; Metazoa; Chordata; Actinopteri; Characiformes; Serrasalmidae. The transcript has 5 exons. The coding region runs from base 216 to 1091 and encodes 291 amino acids. The record is from RefSeq and is a predicted model, not a curated record.